AUGCAAACCUCGCUGUACUUGAAUGCAUCAACACAGAUGAGGAGGGAUGAGAUAAUGCAGAAGCUGUCUUCGAGCAGUGAGGAUGAGAAGAUUGAGGCGAUGCGGCAAAUAGUGAUGCAUAUGAGCCAGGGGAGUGAGUUUUCAUCGAUUACGCUGAAGAUCACAAAGGAGAUAAUGGUAGUGAAGAACAAUGAGCUGAAGAGGUUAUUUUAUUAUUUCAUGGAGAUGCUGCCGAAGUCCAGGGACUCUGAGGUGUUUGGCGAGGUGCUUCUGCUGUCCAAUCAGGUGCGAAAGGAUCUUGAGCAUCCGAACGAGUAUGUUAGAGGGUUUGUGAUGAGGUUUGUUAGCACCUUGUGCGAUCAGGAGCUGAUAGGCAACUUCUACAAGCUUGUAAAGGAUAACUUCAGCCAUCCAAAUGCAUAUGUGAGAAGAAAUGCAUACUUUUGCCUGGGGGAGAUUUUCAGGAAGAUUAAGAUAUACGAUGAAGUUCCUGAUUUGCUGUAUCAUGCACUGCUACGGGACAUUGAUCCGAACUGCUUGAAGCAGGCGUUUGUUUCGCUGCAACUUGCUGACGAGGCACUCACAUGUAAGUAUGUUUCUGAGGUGCCUAUCAGCAUACCAAAUGAGCUUUCGAUGGCAAUAGUUGAUUGGGCAAGAGACAUGAAGGUUCUUGAGAAGUUUCUUGCGAGUGAGGAUGCACAAACAGCAAUGGAGGCAGGAAUCGUUAUCCAUAGGGUGAGCAUGGACGAGGGGCUGUUGAAGAGGAGUCUGGAUGUGAUACUCAGGGGAGUUGAGAAGCUUGCCAGGUACAAGGAGUAUGUGAUUGAUGAGCUGACAAGGCAUUCGGGAUAUGGGUUUUGUGGGUGUGCGAUGAGGUUUCUUGGGCUGGUGGAUGUGUAUGAUCUUGGCUUUUCGUCGAAGUGCAUCGACUUUGUGUUUAAGAUAUCUGAGACGCAUGAGUUUCUUGAGAUAUGUGAUUUUUUGAGUAUGAAGUUCAAAGAGACAAGCGAUGUGUCUGUGCAAAACCAAGCAUUCAAGGUGAUGCUUUUUGAGAAGAUGUCGUGCUUUGCAGAGCAGUACUCGUCGUAUAAUGAGGAGAUGGUUGAGGAGGCUCUGAGAAGUGUUGGCUCUGAGAAUCCCGAGAUGAGCUAUGCCGCGCUUGUGUUUCUUGGAUCGUGCUUUGGGGUGAUGAAGAACGAAACGAAGGGGGAGGAGAGAGCAAGGUAUGAAAGGCAUGUUGAGGCGCUUGUUGAAAAGAUGGAGGAGGCAAAAUAUGGAAAGAUACUGAGGCAUUGCAUGGAAAUAGUGAGGCGGUAUGCAAGCAAGAUGGUUUUUGAGAAGGUUGUUGAUGGGCUAAGCGAGUCUUUUGAGAAGGCAGACAAGCCGUUGUACUUGAGAAGCACACAAGCGUUUCUUGGAUGCUAUUUGUGUAUUGAGCUUUGCGAGAUGUGUAAGCAGCUUGAAGGGCAUAUGAAGGAGAGGGUGAUUGCGGUGAUGCUGAAGUUUAUUUCGUAUGGCAACGAAAGCGGAACGAUGGAUGCUAGCUCGCAUUCGACAAUAAUUGCAUGUAUUCGAUCGCUGGUGUCAGGCAGUGGAAGGAUGGAAGUGAUUUCUGAUAGCUACAGACGAUGCAGGGAAGGAGUGCUUGAUGCGAUUGUACUUCCUGGAUGUAAUGACAAGGAAGAGAAUGGAUUGAGGAGGCUGAGCGAGUUUAUUGAGGAAGGAGAAGCAUGGAAUGGAGGUGUUGAAAAUGUUGUUCAGUUGAGUGGGUUGUCUGAUCCAGUGUAUGCAGAGGGCUUGGUUGGAUACACAAGGUAUGAGGUGGUGGUUGAGAUGAUGCUGAUUAAUCAGACGUCGUCGUAUUUGCAGAAUAUCCUGGUUGACUUUGUAAGCAGCAGGAACCUUGUGGCGUCGUUUGUGUCGAGUCCGUUUUCGUUGUCGAGUAGGUCUGUUGCAGUGAAGAGAUAUGUGUUCAAGAUACAAGAUGCAUCGAGUGGGUUUGUGAGUGGGUCGAUGACGUUCAGGUAUCCUGACGAGAGCGGGGAGUAUGCAAAUACGACAUACAUGAUAAAUUUCUGUGAGAUCAGGACGUCUGUUGCGGAGUUUCUUGAGCCUUGUGAGAUUGCACCGCAUGAGUUCAGGGAGAUGUGGAAGGAUCUUGAGUGGGAGAACACAUAUACGCUGAAGCUCAGUACGAAGAAGCCUCUGGAGGAGAUAUUUGAAGGGGUAAGCAGCGGAGUACGGGGGCGAGUGCUUGAUGUAGAGUAUAACGAUGACUAUGCGGUGGGGAACAUUGUGUGCUUGACGCAGCAGAGUGUGUAUGUGCUUGUGAAUGUGUGUCUUCGCCGUGAGGAGAGUGUGUAUUUUGAGUGCAGGAUCCGAAGCAAGAAGGAGGGGAUAGUGAAGUCGGUAAGCAUGGUGGUUGGGGAUGUACUGAAGUCGUUUAGGAAUAAAUAG
Messenger RNA from Ordospora pajunii, 2457 nucleotides. Its product is annotated as adaptin. Gene Ontology annotation, molecular function: structural molecule activity. The transcript has a single exon. NCBI's taxonomy places the organism in Eukaryota, Fungi, Microsporidia, Ordosporidae. Bases 1 to 2457 code for a protein of 818 amino acids. The record is from RefSeq and is a predicted model, not a curated record. Gene Ontology annotation, biological process: intra-Golgi vesicle-mediated transport; endoplasmic reticulum to Golgi vesicle-mediated transport; intracellular protein transport. Gene Ontology annotation, cellular component: COPI vesicle coat; cytoplasm.